This is a messenger RNA of Nicotiana tabacum (common tobacco), 645 nucleotides long. The record is from RefSeq and is a predicted model, not a curated record. Lineage: Eukaryota; Viridiplantae; Streptophyta; Magnoliopsida; Solanales; Solanaceae.
GAAUGGGUGAAGCAUGACGGUUCGGUGGCCACUGUUGGCAUCACUGAUCAUGCUCAGGACCAUCUUGGAGAAGUAGUGUUUGUUGAUCUACCAGAAACUGGUGGUUCUGUUUCCCAAGGAAGCAGCUUUGGAGCUGUCGAAAGUGUCAAAGCCACCAGUGACAUUAAUUGUCCUAUCUCGGGCGAGAUUGUUGAGGUCAACACAAAGCUUACUGAAACGCCUGGCUUGGUGAAUUCAAGCCCAUAUGAAGAUGGAUGGAUGAUUAAAGUGAAGCCAAGCAGUCCAUCAGAAUUGGAAUCUUUGAUGGGUUCCAAAGAGUACACAAAAUUCUGUGAAGAAGAGGAUAGCCAUUAACACCUGAAGGUGCUUCUUGAUCCAACUUGGAUUAACUGGCGUGCUUAAGGUUGAUAUUGUUAUACAAAUUUCCAGUCAAAUAAAACUGUUCAAGCAUCAAAAUAUUUUCCACUUGUCGCGUAGCAUCUUUGGCUAUGCUGUUCCAUGAUUUGAUUUUUGUAAUUAAGACCAUCUUGCCCUCUCUUUCAAUUCUUCCUGUUAAAUAGAUGUAUCACCAACAACUACACCUCCAUCCGAAACAAGUUGGGGUCGGCUAUAUGAAACCUCACUUACCAUGUUACACCAUUUUAA